This is a messenger RNA of Fusarium tjaetaba, 423 nucleotides long. RefSeq lists its product as uncharacterized. The coding region runs from base 1 to 423 and encodes 140 amino acids. The record is from RefSeq and is a predicted model, not a curated record. NCBI's taxonomy places the organism in Eukaryota, Fungi, Ascomycota, Sordariomycetes, Hypocreales, Nectriaceae. The transcript is spliced from 3 exons.
AUGAAGCCCUGGCACGAAAAGGCCCUCAAGCGUGGGCGAACGCCUCUGCCAGAAGGCCCGGGCCAAAGACCAUGGCUCCCCUUGCAACUAUCUGAGCAUCGUUCUACAACUUUGGAGGUGUCAGGCGCUUCCCAAGACCACAAUCACGUGCAAGAUGCUGUACCAACGACAGCUCUAGUCGAAGCCAACGAGAGUAGAGCCCCGUUAUACCGUUUCUGGGAGGAGUCUGAAGUGCGUCGGCUGAUAGAAAUGAGAUCUGGCGGCGCUAAAUGGAGCGCCAUUGCGCAAACCUUUCCUAACCGCACUAUUGAGGCGCUUAAGCAAACCUUCCACAAGCGAAGACAUGCAGUGGAACAAAAGAUCGGGGAGGAGAGAUCCGGCGAAGGGUCAGCAGAAAAGAAUCAGACCAAGUCCUCGGCCUAG